ACAACUAAUAGUACAAGUAAAGUUAGUACUAGUACAAGUAAAGUUAGUGGCAGAUCUAGAAUCAAUGAAGCAAGUAACAGUACUAGCAAAGCUAAAACAAGUAAUACUAGUACUAGCAAUGUAAGAGUUAGAACAGCUAAAGAUCUACCAUUUGUGAAUGUUACUGUUAAUUCUCCUAUAGCUAAGAGGAAAUUAGAUUUAAAUGAAACUAACAAUAAAGUUAUAGAUCAAAAUAAGCCUAAAGAUAGAAAAGUAAAAGACGAUAAAGAAGUUAAAGUUAUUAAAACAAAUGAAAAAGAUGAUGGAGAAAGAAUUAGAACAAAAACGAGGACUUUAGAUGAAGAUGAAGUGAAAGAAUUGACACCUGAUAGAAUAGAUAAUAAUGAAGAAAUGAUAAAUUUGAAACAGAAGUUGGUUGCGAGACCGAAGGCUUUUUAUGUGGGGCUGGAUGGAGAUAAGGAUAAGGCUCCGACCAAAAGCGACGAAGAGGUUAGCUACGAAGAUGACUUCGAAAGCUACGAAUCUGACUUCGAUUCUUACCACAGUGAGAAUACACAAGGAAGCUCUGAACAUGAGACCGAAGGUGGGAGAGAGAUGGAGGUUGGAGAGGACGCGGGAGAGAGAGAGAAGGAAAAGGAUGAGGAGAAUAUGCUGGAUUCAGGGAGCUUCGACCUUCGCGAGCAGCGCUCAGCCAAAUCCAAGCCUUCAGCCAUGGAGUUCAUUCCGGAGACAGAAGAAGACAAGGCCAGUUCCCUGGACGAGGGGUUCCAGGACAGCUCCAGUGCUGUCUCCAGCAUGAGGACAGUGGAAGUGCUGGAGAGACCCCUCUUCAUAGAUUUCAACAAAUCAAAAGAGAAAAAACGCAAGAGACGCAUAGUCGAUAACAUGUUGCGUCGAGCAAAAGACAUAUUGAGCAUGGUAACACUGCACGAAAUGUCAUUCACGCUCUUCGAAAUGAAGCCCAUAUCCUACGACUUGUAUAUGGCAACAUUCGGCCGAACGAAUUAUACGCAAAGUGCAGUUCAAACUUUUGAUGAUGGUAUCACUGAGGAGAUUCAAACGGAUGAGAUUGAUGUAGAGAAUAAGUGGACACAACAUCCUGUUAAAUUUUCAAAAGCAGAUGUAUACUUAAAUGAUCAUACUUUGAAGAAAAAUAAAAGGAAUAGUGAUGAUUAUACGUCGAAAUUUAAGUUUUUAUUCGAAGAUCGUGGGACCAAUGAUUUUGAUACAUUCAAAGAAUACAAAGAGAAUGAAUUAAGGAUUUUACUCGAGCAAAAAAGUGGGGUUGGCAGUUGUGAAAUGUUGCCACAUGAAAUAUAUAAGAGUAAAUUAAAGGAUGAUUUUAGUACGAACGCAUUGGGAAGGUUUUUGAAGAAGGUUGAAAGGAAAGUCAGCCAUGUUUUAAAUUUAAAUGGCAUCGUAUCUGACAAUGUAACAAAAUCUAACUUGCCGUUUAGCUCUGGAUAUGUCGGUAUAACAACAAAAAAUGUCUCGGAAGAGAAGUCUUUUCUAAAACAAGCAAAAAUUACAAGUUUAAUAUUUUCAGAGGAUAAAAGCAAUUUAAUUUUGACGGUGCAUAAGAAAUUUACUAAUGGAGUUUUGGCGGGGAAAUGUCUAGUUUGUCUAUGGGACGCUAGUGUUGCCAGGAGUGAGUUGAUAAAAAUUUUGGUUGCCAUAGAUAAUGUGGUUUUAGGAAGAUUUAGAGGAAAUACUGAUGGACUGCUUGUAGCCGCUUUAGAAGAUGGUUCCUUGCAUCUUUGGGACUUGUCAGAAGAACCGACAUGGCGGGACGAUGUUGCCAGCUCGAAAAAAGAUGAAAUAGUCCAAAUAAAUACGGAAUUAUUGACCGCAGCGGAAAUUGAUAGAGAAUUUAAUCAGAAGAAUAUCAAUGUUAAUGAUCAGCAUCCACAGAUAGCUCAAGCCUUACAAGCGUGCGCGUACACAAGCAGUGCUACCAACUUAACGGACGGAGAGGUCAUUGACCGCACGGUGGGAUUGGAGUACCUCAGGGCGACGCUAGCGCAGGACAGCGGGCGGAGAGUUGUGGGCCAGGUCUGUUCAUUACAACGGCUAGGAAUCCUAACAAUAUGGACGAUAAUUCAAGAAAAAUCCAAAACUCACGACUUAGGCAAAGCGUUCUGGUCCAAAAUGAAACUAGAAAAAACUCAAACAAUAUCUAUAGCCAAACUUCUUAGCGCUAAAGACAUAAGCGACAACGCUUUCAAUUUAAACGCUGGUAAAAAGAGGUUAUUAAAAAGAAAACAAGACAAAAUACUGGCCAGAAAUUUUACGCGCCAAAAAUCGGCAGAGAGUGACAUUGACAGACCGCGCAGUGUUGCAAGCGCAAGAAAAUUGCCAGUUGAAAAUAAAUUACCCCACGAUUGGGAGAGUGGGGUUGUGUGUGGAGAUUUGAAAAUAGUGCAGUACAAUAAUAGUGAUAGGUUUUUGGUGGCAAAGAAUAAUGGGGAGGUUUUGAGUUGUACGAGGAGUUUGGGCGCUGUGAAGAUUGAAAGGCUGUGUGUUUCUACGGACACUUCCUCUAUAACGUGCCUGGAGGUUUCACCCCAUGGACCCUAUUUCCUCGCAGCAUCAGACGCUGGGACCAUCAGCCUGUACUCCCUGAUGCAGGCCAGAGUAUUGCUCACACUGGACUGCCGCAACAGCCCUCCGCAAGAACCAUCAGGACCGCAAGCCGACUUCAAGGGUAGGUUCGUCGAUAGGCCGCCAAGUCACAGUCACAGUGCCGGUGAUAUCAAUUUAACUAGCAGGCUAUCCGUGACAUCAGUCCUCUGGUCUCGCGUCAAUCCGUUCUGCAUUUUCUCCGUAUCUCCGGAAGGUCUUUCCUGCUGGGAGCUCACUCACAGCGAUAUAUACCCUAAACACACGGGAGUAAAGUCCACAAUCACCUGCAUGUCCAGCGAUGGAACUUUAGCACUGGUGACCAAGGAAGGAGACGUCCAAGUACAUAGGCUGUCCGACACCAAAGAGAAAUCUGUAGACUACACGAAUCUAUUUCACAAAUACAUAGCACUUUUAUAGACCAUAGACCAUCAG
Molecule: messenger RNA, 3054 nt
Organism: Cydia amplana
Lineage: Eukaryota; Metazoa; Arthropoda; Insecta; Lepidoptera; Tortricidae
Product: cytoplasmic dynein 2 intermediate chain 1
Exons: 11
Biological process (GO): intraciliary transport
Cellular component (GO): cytoplasmic dynein complex
Molecular function (GO): dynein light chain binding; dynein heavy chain binding
Source: RefSeq, a predicted model, not a curated record